UGGCCUCGGAGAGGAAGGGUCUUCAGACAGGGGGGAAGCAGUGACACUGGGUGGGGGUGCUCUGAGAGGCCGGGGCGGACUGACAGAGGUCAGAGAAAGGGAUCCCGAUUUUGGAAGAGAUUUCCGCAGGGGCGGGAGCUCUCCUCGCGGCUCCUGGGGCUCCGGAGGGGCUGCCGGGGGUGUCAGCGGAAGGCAUGGGGUGGGGGGUGUCAGUCGAGGGCGCCGGGCGUAUGGCACUGGGUCGCGGCUGCUUGCACCUGACCCCCACCCACAGCGGCUGGCGCAAGUCUGGCCAAGAGGAAGAGAAGGUUGCAGGUUCGGACGCACUCCAGCAUCUGCUCUUCAUUCUACACUGACGUCCAUUACCAGCUUUCUUGGAACCAUGGACUCUCCAUCUGCUAUUUCCUUCUACUCCUCUUCCUCCCUGUCUUCUUCAUCUUCCCCCUCCGGAGUGGACAGUGCCCUCAGUGACUUUGGCUUUAUCUCAGAUAGUGAGGGGGAAUACAGGGGGCUUCGUGCGCCCAGGUCAGAGGCUGGUAGGCAGAAGGGAAGUCCGAGGCUGGGCCCUCUUCGAUGUUGCCGACACCCCCUGGGUUCCAGUGGUCAUCAGGCUCCAUCUUGCCUAGAAGGACCCGUCUCAGCUUCUCCCGUGGCCAGUUCAGGAUUGAAAAGAUCAAGAGACUGCGAGGAGGAGACCCGUCCAAACAUCCAAAACCCUGGUACAGAGGGAGAUCGGCUCUUUGCUCAAAAGUGUAAAGAGCUCCAAGGAUUCAUUCGCCCCCUCACAGACCUGUUGAAUGGGCUGAAGAUGGGCCGCUUUGAGAGAGGAUUAAGCAGUUUUCAACAGAGUGUGGCAAUGGAUAGGAUUCAGCGUAUUGUAGGUGUCCUACAGAAGCCUGAGAUGGGUGAGCGUUAUCUAGGGACCUUGCUACAAGUAGAGGGUAUGUUGAAGACCUGGUUCCCUCACAUAGCCUCCCAGAGGUCAACCCCAGAGGAUGGGAAGCACAGGCUUCGAUCCAAGCGUUUGGCCAGCAGCCAGACCUACCCAACUGGUCCUUCAGCUGAUCUCCCUAGAAAGAAGAUAAACCAGACUCCGCUAAGACAUCUGGAUCAAGGAAAAAAGCAGUUGCAUUCUCAAGAACAAGAGUCGCCCCAACUCCUUCCUGAAUGGCCAGCCAUGAACUUGACAUGGAUCCACACAGCCCCUAUUUGCAACCCACGUCUCAGUUCCUUUGGAUCAGCUGCUUUCAGCCAUGGUCUUUUGGGUCCUGGGGCCAGCUUUGGGGUUAUCCUCUUCCUUCAGCACGGAGCACAAUCGUUUACACAUUCAGCACCUGCCACUCCUGUCCCCCAUGCUACAGUGUCUCCUGUUGUCUGUGAUGGUCCUACGAAUUUCCCCGAAGAAGGGCCUCGUUGCUACAGUUUGCCAGUGUCUCUAGCAUCCACCCCAGUGACCUCAGAAUGGAGCCGUACCCUGCCCUCACCCUGCUUACCCACCAUGGCCAGAGAGAUGACAACUAGAAUGGAUGAGAAACAAGCUCUUCAUUUCUGUUGAUAGCCCAUUCUUUCCCUCCCAAAUACAGGACUCUCCUCUCUGCCCUGGUUUCUAUUUUAUGUGUGUGUUUUUUAUUUUAUUUUUUUGAAGUGUGUAUAUUUGUGCUGAGGGGAUAGAAACCCUCUCUGAUUAAAGUAAUUUUACACCUGAA
Messenger RNA from Dromiciops gliroides (monito del monte), 1706 nucleotides. It is a transcript of the gene CIART, whose product is annotated as circadian associated repressor of transcription. The record is from RefSeq and is a predicted model, not a curated record. Gene Ontology annotation, biological process: negative regulation of DNA-templated transcription; circadian regulation of gene expression. Gene Ontology annotation, cellular component: nucleus. Gene Ontology annotation, molecular function: RNA polymerase II cis-regulatory region sequence-specific DNA binding. The transcript is spliced from 6 exons. NCBI's taxonomy places the organism in Eukaryota, Metazoa, Chordata, Mammalia, Microbiotheria, Microbiotheriidae. The coding region runs from base 383 to 1555 and encodes 390 amino acids.